AUCGAAAAUCUUUACGACGACCAGCAGGAAAUGUUUUGUGCAUUAUCAGGAGAAUCAAUAGAUGUAGGAGUUGUCUCGAAAAAGAGCGGAAAUGUGUAUGAAAAGAGGUUGAUUGAGGCGUAUAUUCAAGAAAAUGAGAAGGAUCCAGUGACGGGAGAGCCGUUGACUCUUGAUGAUUUAGUAGAAUUAAAAACAUCCAAGACUAUCCGUGGACGACCACCUCAGGCGACGUCUAUACCGUCGUUACUUGCUAUUUUCCAGAAUGAAUGGGAUUCUUUAGCUCUGGAAACAUAUAAUUUAAAGCAGCAACUGAAUCAGGCACGUCAAGAAUUAAGUACAGCACUUUAUCAGCAUGAUGCAGCAUGUCGAGUUAUUGCUCGACUUUUAAAAGAAAGGGAUGAAGCGAGAGAAGCUCUUAAAAAGGUCAGAAUUUCGUCGGAAUUUCCGAGGGAAUCUGUAACUAAUAAUGAGCAAAUGGACGUGGAUGCUCAAGUACUUCCUGAAUAUCUGAUUCAAAAGAUUGAUGAAACUCAAAAAACAUUGUCAUCGAAUAGAAGAAAAAGAAAAAUACCGGCAGAUUGGACAACUGUUAAACAAGUACAAGAAUUUAAAUUAUCAAAGAACAUACAUCCUUUCAAAUCUAAGAUCACUUCAAUUGCUAUUACUGAUCUUGGAAAUAUGAUUUUAGUUACUAGUAAAAAUACUCUAAAAAUAUAUAAUGUUACCGACGAAAAGCCUGCACAUUCUUUAAAAUGCGGCGAGGGAGAAAUAACUUGUGCAUUAUGGAUAGGAGAAUUACCUGCUGUUGCAAAGUCCGACGGAACUAUUCAUAUUUAUACAUCUUUGGAUGGUAAUGACAAAAAAAUUUCUACUCACGAAAGUAAAGUUAUUGCUUUGGCUUUACAUCCAUCAAACGAUCUUCUUGCCUCCGCAACUGUUGAUGGUGAAUGGGCAUUACAUGAUUUAAAAAGCGAUCAAACUGUUGCCAAGUAUCGUGAAAAUACGGAAUUCACCUGUGCAAAGUUUCAUCCUGAUGGUUAUUUAUUCGCCUCCGGUACUAUCGAUGGUUUAAUCAAAAUUUAUAACGUCAAAACCGGUAAAAACGUCGCCAAUUUCGAUUCACAGAAAGGUUCCAUCACUUCUCUUUCUUUUUCUGAAAACGGUUAUUGGCUUUCUGCUUCUUCUAUUCAUGAUUCUCGUGUACAUAUUUGGGACCUCAGAAAUAACACUCAAACUCAAUUUUUACAGGCUACCGAUUCUAUUCUUUCACUCAAUUGGGAUUAUACCGGCCAAUUCCUUGCUAUAGGCUCCCAAAAUACUAUUACUUUAUGGUCUUAUUCAAAAUCUACAAAAUCUUGGUCAUUACUUCAUGACUUUAAAAAUUCUGCUUCUCAUUUAUUAUGGGGUUCUCGUGCUGCUACAUUAUAUGUCGCUGAUAACACCACUCUUUCUAUUUUUUCUUUUUAAAUAAAAUAUAUCUUGUAUUUAACUAAAUAUAACUAGAAAUAUAAC
Molecule: messenger RNA, 1512 nt
Organism: Pneumocystis carinii B80
Lineage: Eukaryota; Fungi; Ascomycota; Pneumocystomycetes; Pneumocystales; Pneumocystaceae
Exons: 6
Coding region: 31-1467 (478 amino acids)
Biological process (GO): protein ubiquitination; mRNA splicing, via spliceosome; DNA repair
Cellular component (GO): Prp19 complex; cytoplasm; U2-type catalytic step 1 spliceosome
Molecular function (GO): ubiquitin protein ligase activity; protein binding
Source: RefSeq, a predicted model, not a curated record